Messenger RNA from Saccostrea echinata, 1987 nucleotides. RefSeq names its product ERI1 exoribonuclease 2-like. The transcript has 9 exons. Gene Ontology annotation, biological process: exonucleolytic trimming to generate mature 3'-end of 5.8S rRNA from tricistronic rRNA transcript (SSU-rRNA, 5.8S rRNA, LSU-rRNA). Gene Ontology annotation, molecular function: zinc ion binding; nucleic acid binding; 3'-5'-RNA exonuclease activity. NCBI's taxonomy places the organism in Eukaryota, Metazoa, Mollusca, Bivalvia, Ostreida, Ostreidae. The coding region runs from base 103 to 1857 and encodes 584 amino acids. The record is from RefSeq and is a predicted model, not a curated record.
CGGUAAACUUCAAACACGUUGAAGUUGUAACGCUUCUGAAAACGCUGGUCAGGUGUAAAAUGCUCGAAUGAUAAAUGGAUACUUGGUCAAAAUUAAGUAAAUAUGAAAACAACAAAGGAACUAGCCAGAGAGCUUGGUUUCCUGAGACAAAGGAAAAAUCCUGGUACAAAUCUCCACAGUAAGAAAAGAUCCAGAGCAAAAUACCAGGAGUUUUCAUAUCUAAUAGUCUUGGAUUAUGAGUCCACAUGCUGGGAGCAAAGAAAGUUUCAGACCCAAGAAAUUAUUGAGUUUCCUGCAGUGUUACUAAACACUACAACUGGAGAAGUGGAGAGUGAAUUCCAUUAUUAUGUUCUCCCAGAGGAGCAACCAAUGUUAAGUGACUUUUGUAAACAGCUGACGGGAAUUACUCAGGAACAAGUAGACAAUGGAAUCCCUCUCCGUAUUUGUUUGAGGAAGUUCUCUCAUUGGCUGGACAGACUGCAGAAGGAAAAAGGCCUUAUAUUUGGUCCUCCAUCAGAUGACUUGGGGGAUGCUGCAUACACAACCUUUGUUACAUGGUCUGAUUGGGACCUUGGAACUUGUCUUUUAAAUGAAUGCAAAAGAAAACAGCUAAUAAAACCAUCACAGUUAAAUAACUGGAUUGAUUUAAGAGCCACCUACAGGAAAUUCUAUAGCAGAAAACCCAAUGGAUUAAAUGGCGCUCUGCAGGACCUGGGGAUUGAGUUUGAGGGCAGGGAGCACUCCGGUAUUGUUGAUGCCAGGAACACAGCUACCUUGGCCUACAGGAUGAUGUGUGAUGGUUGUGUCAUGAAGAUUACAAAGACUCUGACUAGAGGGAGUAAAUCCACGAGUCCGAUCACAGUUGAGAAUCUGUUGAACUCGAAGAAACCAUUAAGUCCAACCAGGAGCCCAUUACCAAAGCGUAGGAGAAUGUCUGACAUGGGUAAAGAAGAGGAAGUUAUGAUGGCCACACCAGACAAAAACUCCCACAGCUUCUUAAAGCCAGUGCUUAGAAGAUCACCCAGACAUUUAAAGAAAACCCCGACUCAUGUUACCUCCCCUGUCAGAAAAUCUCCAAGGCUAUUGAAAAGGAGCAGAGAAUCCAUGUCUGCUGAUUCAAAGGUGAAAAAUGCCACACAGAGAGAAACUCCAACCAGGCAUAUUGUCUCCAAAGGAUUUUCAAUGAAGCAGAUUUACAUGGAUGGUAACUGCAGAUCUGUUGAGUCGUUCAGUGUGCAAAUGAAAGCCGGCAGUGGCUUAUCUAAUAGAAAUGGCAAUAUGAGUAAAGCAAGUGAACCAAAUAAAAAUUCUAUUAAAGACUCAAACAAAAGUAACACAGAUAAAAGUGGAAAAAUUUGUGUCAAUUCCCAAGUUUCAAGUGUAGAACAUGGUGGACAAUUUAAGGUUCCUAGUCCAAGUUUUCAGUUUUCACUAUGUCAAAAAUCUGCUUUAAAUGUUACCAAUUCUACUAUAAACUCAAGCAAUUCAAUUCUUAAGACCCCGGACACCAGUAUGUCAUCAACAAUGAAAGCAACACCACCCCUGUGUAAAUGUGGACGUCGGUCAAAGAGGAGAAUGGUGCAAUCCCCAGGACCAAACCUUGGUCGAUUUUUCUUUUCUUGUGCGGGGGUGAAGACAACAGACAGAAAUGGGUGUGGCUUCUUUCAGUGGGAGCCCUCCGUCCAGAGUUCAGGGUCCACAAGCAGACGACAGAGUUUUGUUUCCAGGUACAAUCUCUCUGGUCUCUCUAAACCAUUCACUCCUGUGUUUCAACAAGCUGAUAAAUUCAACAGUUCUGCUCAACAAAGAAGAAGUUUAGGAGUUAGACCCAGUGUAAUUAAGGGUUGUAUCAGGUGAUAUAGGUCUAUUCAUUUCGUUUUCUGUAAACAGAAUUUAAUCAAUGAAAACAAUUUUCUUUAUUUUAAUGAAUUGAAUUCAUAAGAAUAUUUUUUUUAUGUUCCUUUGUGUGAAUUUUAUGUAUAAAUGU